UGACACACAUUUUCAUAUCCAAACAGAACGACAGAAUAAUCUAUAUUCUAAAGUUUCCUACGCAUUUUCAGCCGAGACGUUUAAAUCAUAUUUCGCAUACAGUUCUCUUCUUAUUUCACUUCAGCUUGAUGGGCUAUUAAAAUUGACAAGCAAGUGACUCAUUUUCGAAUCUAUUGCGACAACCUUCAAAACCCCACCGUACUCCAAACCACAAAAUCUCAUCGCGACAAAUCCUAACACUGGUAAAUUUGAAACUUGAUCACGGCGUCGUUUCGGGUUGGCCUUGAUUCUAGCGUUUGGUCCAUAAGCUUAAUUGCUACAUUUUUUAUAUCUAAGACACCGAUGUCUGCCGAAGAACCACCAGUGGCUACAAGCCCCGCAAACACUGUGAAGUCAAAGGCAGGAAGUACGGAUUCUGCGCGUUCUUCUAUACCAGCCCAAUCCUCGAGUACGAAAUCAGGAAAUGUGAAGGAACCUGCGAUACCUACUCCCGAUGGAGGAAAGCUGACGGCGGCCGAAUUGAAGAAAAAGGCAAAGGAAGAGAAAGCCGCACGUAGAGCUGCAGCAGUACAGAACAAGGCAGGAAGCGAGAACGCAACUCCCGCGCCCGCAGCAGCAGGACAGAAAACUGAACCCGCGAAAGGAGGAAAAGCUCAGCCCAAGAAAGGUGCAGAAGUACGAAACUUACCAGUCAGAGGAGGGCCGACAAAAUCUGCUCCAGCUAUAGAAGUGCCAAAGGUUGAAGAUAAAACAGUCGAUCUAUUUAGGCAUUUAUACAAACCUCGGACAACUUCAAUUGCUGACGCAGGCAAAGAUGUUCAUCCUGCAGUGCUUGCCCUUGGGCUGCAAAUGAGCAAUUACAUAAUAUGUGGUAGUUGCGCAAGACUCGUGGCAACACUGCAAGCAUUCAAAAGGGUAAGUUUAUGUUUCAGGAUCUAUUUUCUGCAUUUUUAAGUCUAUCAAUUUUCUUUUGGAGCCACGAAUCUGUUACCACUUUCUUACCCUCUCCUAGGUUGUCGAAUCCUAUAAAACCCCUGUUGGAGCAAGUCUCACACGUCAUUUUAUACCGCAUGUCCUUUCUCCUCAGAUUGAAUACUUAGCUUCUUGUCGGCCCCUUUCAGUAUCUAUGGGUAACGCUAUUCGCCAUCUUAAACUGGAGAUAUCAAAAACCGACCCAGACCUGUCAGAAGCUGACGCGAAAGAGAACGUUUGCGAUGCCAUCGAUGUCUUUAUGCGCGAGAGGAUUACUUUUGCUGAUAAAGUCAUCGCCGAUACUACUGCUGAGAAGAUUAGAGAUGGCGACGUUAUAUUGACUUACGCCAAAAGCAGCCUGGUGCAAAAAGCGCUAGUGAGAGCUCACGAAAUGGGUAAGAAAUUUAGAGUCAUUGUGGUUGACUCUAGACCUUUACACGAGGGCAAGCACUUGGCAUCAGCACUUGUCAGUCUAGGCAUCGAAGUCAAGUACUGUCUGAUUCAUGGAUUAAGUCACAACAUCCAAGAUGUGACAAAAGUUCUGUUAGGCGCUCACGCGAUGACGAACAACGGAAGAUUGUACUCGAGGAUAGGCACAGCUUUAGUCGCCAUGGAAGCUUCCAACGCUGACAAACCGGUCAUUGUUCUUUGCGAGACCAUCAAGUUUACUGACAGAGUAGCUUUGGAUUCGAUUGUUCUUAAUGAGAUUGCGCCAGCAAAUGAGCUCGUGAUUGCCGGAGGACCAUUGGAGAAUUGGAUGGAUGUUAAGAAACUCCAGCUUUGCAAUCCAAUGUACGAUGUCACGCCGGCUGAGUACAUCCAGAUGAUUGUUACGGAGUCAGGAAGUAUACCAACAACAUCGGUCCCAGUGCUUCAUAGACUAGUAAACGAAGCUCAAUAGUACGUUAAAAUAUUGGAAUUUUGAAAAGUAUCAAGAGAAGCAUGAUUUCGUAGAGCAGGUGUUGGAAGGCGUUCAAAAAGGGAUCUUGAUGAUAUCAAAAUUGCACCUGAUGUAUGAUAGAAUAAUGGCCGGAUAGAAUGAAAGGCAAUGUUAGAGCUUCCUUACUUCAAUU
Molecule: messenger RNA, 2045 nt
Organism: Sclerotinia trifoliorum
Lineage: Eukaryota; Fungi; Ascomycota; Leotiomycetes; Helotiales; Sclerotiniaceae
Source: the annotation of a GenBank genome assembly